Messenger RNA from Vollenhovia emeryi, 2381 nucleotides. RefSeq lists its product as uncharacterized. Gene Ontology annotation, biological process: sensory perception of taste. Lineage: Eukaryota; Metazoa; Arthropoda; Insecta; Hymenoptera; Formicidae. Gene Ontology annotation, cellular component: membrane. The transcript has a single exon. The record is from RefSeq and is a predicted model, not a curated record. Bases 816 to 1922 code for a protein of 368 amino acids.
UACUUAUAUAAAAUAUUCUAAAAAUUUUCCUUUUUCUGUGACACUUAAUAAGGAGAUAUAAAAUGACGAUGCAAUAGGAAUCCUAGUAAUGAUUAAGCUUAUGCAUCCGCAGCGACAUAUUUCUACCAAUACACCAAAAGCUAAAUUAUUAUUUCUUUCACAAAUAUCAUUUUUUAAAUGAUAACAUAAUCAUACUUAAAGAUUUCAUAUAUGUAUAAUUACCAAGGAGUUUGUACAAUUGAUGCACACUGUUUGCAAUUUAAGUUGAAUUUAUAAAUAAAACAUCAAUUAAGUUUUUCAAUGACGUAAGGUAACGGGUUUAUUAGUGCAAUAAUAACAAUUGCAACCUUCGAUGUAUUAUUUUAUUUUAAUAUCGGGUAUCUUGGUAUCUUUGAAAUUAGUCAUAUCCUUAGUCAUUAGUAGCCUUUUUGAAUAACUAUGCAUUAUUAGUACGUCUCAGCAAUUACUUAUUAUUACAUUACAUACCGCAUAGUGUAAAUAAUAGAUUAAGGAGCUCCAUGGUUACUCCAUGACUAACAUACGACCGAUUAACACUCUAUACUUUGUCGCAGCAACUGCUCGCAGUAUUAUUGCAUAUCGCAUAUAAACUGACACUUGUUAAGUGUAAAUGAAAAAAAAAGAGUUUAUUUCUAUUUACGUAUAUGUAGUGGAAAAAUAAUCUUAAGAAUUCAAUCUAAAAGAAGGAUUUUGUAAUCCUGUUCGUAUUACAAGUGCGUCAAUAACGUGAUUAACAAUUUCUAGGCUGAUAUUUAUAAGGUUUAAACUAUUGUUCGUCUAAAACAUUGUUAAUCAGUAUGUUGAUAAAUUUUCAAAAACAAGUGAACAGCAAAAUGCAAAAAAGGUGGCAGCUCUUUUAUGCCACAGAUUUUCAAAGUUUGAUGUAUCCCUGCUUUACAUUGUGCCGCAUUGUCGGAACAUUUCCAUACAACGUUACCAAUUCGGUCUUCGAGACUUCAAAACCGCUUUAUACCUUAUCGAUUAUAAUUACCUGUGCAUUAUGUGCUUUACAUCUGAGAAUACUGUAUCAGUACGAUUUUUUUAAGAUUUUUACAAAGUUUGAAGACAUAACCGCGUCUCUUGAAAUAGGCACCUAUUGUAUAUUGGCUGGUUUUAUAGCUAUCGUCACACUCAUCUUGAGCAGGCUGCGAAUGCGCUUGCUACAAACCGUAAUGCAGAUCUCUUCGAGAUUGUCUCCAGAGCCUUACCAGAAGUUAUCAAGAUUAAUUCACUCCAAAGACAUCUUUGGUACCUCCUGUUUAAUGUGCGCCAAUUUUCGAUUUUAUUUCAUCACAGGCGUAAAUAGCUUGGAAAUGAUAGUUUUCCUAUAUACAGAUUUACUGUUGUUUACAAUGGACAUGCUGUAUAUAAAUUGUGUUUGCAUAUUGAAGGCCUGUUACAAGGAUAUUAACAAUAGACUUCUACAUAUACAAGAAUUUACAAUAAACAAAGAACUGCAUGUUACCAUAUCUCAUUACGAGCAGACAAAUCCACUCUUGAUUAUGAAAAUUAAGUCUCUGCAAAAGCAAUAUCUGAUGAUCAACGAGACAGUACAGAAGUUGAACAUAAUUUUCAGUUUGCAACUUCUUGCUACAAUAGCACUUGGGUUUACUGAAAUCAUUUUAGGACUGUACUAUUACUUCAACGUAAUUCAAUGGUAUGAUAAAGUUAUGAAUUCGAAUGAUCAAAUCACUAACAUGUUCUUAAUGAUCAUAACAUAUCAUAUUACAAAGUUAACAUUUGUUGUGUGGGCUUGCGAAACUGGCAAGAAUCAAGCUCAAAAGAUCCGUACUACGAUUCAUGAUGUACUUAAUAGUAGCAGAAAUGAGCAAAUAAAAAAUGAGGUAAACAUGCAAUAUGAUUUAUAUAUUUUUCUUAUAACAUACGAUACUAUACUAUUAUGAUUUUUAUGUGUGAUAUCUACUUAAGCAUAAUUAAAUCUUCCAACCAUAUGACACUGUUACAAUUUAACAUUACAGUUGCAGUUGUUUUCCUUACAAAUAUUGCAUGGGGGAAAUACAUUUUCUGCCAAAGCUUUCAAUGUGGACGCAACGUUCCUCACUGCUGUGAGUAAUCGAUCGGUUGUUUUAAUUAAUUUAAAAAAAUUUAACAUGUUUUAUAUUGUCCUUUUAGAUGGUGGGUACCAUCACUACAUAUAUGUUAAUUGUGCUACAGUUCUUGAAGAUAUCACAGUCUUGCGAUGAAAGAUCUGCAAUUAAUAUUUCAUAAAUAAUGUAAUUCCACAAUGCAUGAUUUUGUUUUAUUGACGGAUAUCUUGACAUCUUUAAAAUUAGUCAUCAUUAGUCAUUAGUAGUCUUUUUUAAUAAAUAUGCAUUAUUAAUACGUCUCAGCAAUUGUAUAUU